AUGGAUACCGACGAGGAGUUCAGUGCGGAUUAUUUCCAGCACCUCCUCAACUCGCUCACUCUCAAUUCGAGAGCGUUGAUCACCGAGCUCACAGGAUUGGCAGAAAAAUAUAUUGAUGAUGCCAACACCAUUGUCGGUCUCAUUGAAGACCGAAUUGCCAAGAUUCUUCCCAAGUAUAAACUCUUCAGCUUUUACUUGAUGGAUUCGAUUGUCAAGAACAUUGGAAAUCCUUACAAUUUGAUGUUUACUAAUAACCUAUACAAGAACUUCACCGAGACAUACUUGAUUGUGACCGACACUAUGACAAGACAAAACUUGAUUAAUCUAUUCAAGACUUGGUUAACAGGAAAGACAAGUGCGGGUCUGGAUCUAUUUUCACACGAUGUGCUAAAGAAGAUCGAAGAGUUCAUUAUCAAGGCUACAUCCUUGACAUCCGCUCCAACAGAACAGGUGAGAAUUACUCGCGACACUUUGCUUCGAGAAGGUAACUACUUGCUACAAUAUGUGAUUGCUUUGGAUGAAGGGCUAGAAGAAAGUUUUGCGGAUCGAGAGGCGAAAGAGGACGAAAGGGCCGCUAUUAGCAAGUUUCACCAUAUCCGUAACAAUCUCAUCUACGAAAUCAAUACUAUCAGUGAAACCGUGAUGAUAGAACAAAAGCAGGAGUUCGAACAACAUAAAGAGCAGUACGCUACAGAUCUUCAAAGGAUACGACGAGCUCUUGACGAUCAAAGUUUUCAACAACAAGAAAUCGUCAAGAGAAGAAACUCUUUGGCUGAGGCUCAAAUUCCGCUUGAAUCUAAGGAUGUUAAUAUCGAAAUCAACUUGAAGCCCAAGAGUGUUAAUAUACUGAUGAUACUUGGAAGCACAAAGGAUGCAAAUUUUGAGUCGUUUGUGUCUGAAUGGGGUAAAUCAAUUGUUGAUGGUAUAGUACCUCCAGUCGAAGCUGAGCCAUCGACCCCAGUGAAAUCCGCUGUGGCUGAAGACGGUGAAUCCUUGGCUGGGAGCCUAGGUUUGAAUAUUGCGUCGUUCAAUUUCCAGGAUACUCUUAUGGGAAGUCCUAAGAACGAAAUUACACAUAUAAGCUCAGGUACAUCGCUCAUGAGCGAUGAUGAUGAUGGGGAUGGGUAUGAUCCCGAAGAAUCAUUUUUACAAGACGAUUUGCACGUAAAUGCUAGCAUUAUUCCUUCGAGUGCAGCAGCGAGUGCUGGAUUUACAGGGAGGUCCAGCUUAAAGAGGUCGGCUGCAGAUAGAGAUAGAGUUGUGAAGAGGGUGCGUUUUGAAAUAUAG
Messenger RNA from Sungouiella intermedia, 1287 nucleotides. The record is from the annotation of a GenBank genome assembly. Lineage: Eukaryota; Fungi; Ascomycota; Pichiomycetes; Serinales; Metschnikowiaceae.